Cucurbita maxima (winter squash) is the source of this 1082-nucleotide messenger RNA. RefSeq names its product BURP domain-containing protein BNM2A-like. Bases 138 to 986 code for a protein of 282 amino acids. NCBI's taxonomy places the organism in Eukaryota, Viridiplantae, Streptophyta, Magnoliopsida, Cucurbitales, Cucurbitaceae. The record is from RefSeq and is a predicted model, not a curated record. The transcript is spliced from 4 exons.
AGCCGACAGAGGAAAAUGGGUCUGUUCUUGCUCCUUCCAAUGGAGUAAAAAAGAUUGAGGAAUUUUUAUAUGGGUUGGUUCCAAAUCGUCAAACUGGUGGACUCUGUCUUUGUUUGUGGCUGAUCAUCACCAUAGAUAUGGCUUUGCAUCUUCAAGUUGCUUAUUGUUCUUGUAUCCUUAUUGGUUUACUCUUUAUAAUGGUUGCAGAACAAGGUGCUGCUAGGAAAUUAAAAGAUGGGUAUGAACAAGACAAUGAACAGUUUGUGAAUCUGAAGAUUAAUGAUCAAAUAGAUACUCAUUUGGAGAAUUUGGAUCCUUUAUUAUAUGUUUUCUUCUCCUUAAGUGAUAUCACAGUUGGAAAAAAGUUGCCUAUUUACUUCCCUUACUCAAAGCCUUCUGAAACCCCAAAAUUAUUACCUAAAGAAGAAACUGAUUCCAUUCCUUUCUCUACAUCACAACUUGAAUAUCUUCUAAAUCUCUUCUCUUUUCCAAAGGGCUCUCCCCAAGCCAAAGCUGUUGAGUAUACUCUUAAACAGUGUGAGCUUGAAUCCAUCAAAGGAGAGACCAAAUUCUGUGCCAAUUCUUUAGAAUCAUUGCUUGAUUUUGCUACACAAAUGUUGGGAGGUGAUACCCAUUUGAAAGUUUUGACAACCACUCGUCUCUCCAACUCUACUAUUCUCCUUCAAAACUAUACGAUCUUGGAGGAACCCAGAGAAACUUUGGCUCCUAAAAUGGUGGCUUGUCAUAGCAUGCCUUACCCUUAUGCUGUUUUUUACUGCCAUUGUCAGGAGAGUAAGAACAGGUUGUUUGAGAUUUUACUGGGGGAUGAAAAUGGAGAUAGAGUUAAAGCUAGUGCCAUUUGCCAUAUGGAUACCUCUCAGUGGGACAAAGAUCAUGCCUCUUUUAAGGUUCUGAAAACAAAACCAGGAGCUUCUCAUGUCUGCCAUUUUGUUUCUACUGAUAGUCUGGUUUGGUUAGCUGCCUAAACCUAUAGAUAGUUUACUGGCUGUUUGUAAGUGCUAUUGUGUUGUACGUGAAGAUUGCUCUAUGAAUUGUUUUGGUGUGCUGGUGUAUUCACGAUA